AUGACUACUCUCGUACGGACCCGCCAGCCGCUACAAGUCUUGAGCAUGAGCCACCACCAGCCUGAGCGUCGGAAGAGUAAACGCCUCGCGGGUACGUCGUCGCCAGAACCAGAAGAGCCGGAGUUCAAGAGGAGGAAGAGGACUGCUGCGCCUGCCGCGGUUAUCAACGAGUCGGCGGCAUUUUCACAACAACAACAACAACACGCGCCCGCGCCGGCGACGGGGAGGAAAAAGAGAAAGAAUGACGCUGACUCCAAGGGUUCAUCCGCAGCAGCAGCCCCGGCAGUGUACGACGAGCAGGAUGGCGACUUUUUGUUUACGCGUGGGUCCAAGAGGGUGAAGACUACGCCAGCACCAGCACCACCACCACCACCACCUGAGCCAGAGCCGGAGCCGGAAUUGCCAUUGCCGAAAAUGUCUACCGCGAAGAAGGUUGGAAGACCACCAAAGAAUAGUUCGAAAAAGCGCGCUUCCUCUCCGGCGCAACAGUUUGCGCCUCCACCGCCGUUACCAGUACAGCCGCAGCAGCAGGUUUUACCGAGGAGGACGUCAAAAAGGAGGUCUAGUGCAGCUGCUCAGGCGGCGCCCCAACCAGUACAAGAUGAGGAGCCGGUUAUGCCCAAGGCGAAGACGAGGAGGAAAGGGAGGGAGUCGAAUGCCGACAAGAAAGCAAGAGAGGAAGCGCAGCGGAGGCAGUUAAUAGAGGGGAUUCCGGAGGAGGAGGAAGAGGAUGAAGCACAGGACCAGCGACACAAGCACCACCGUGAUCAUGACCACCCUAUGACCAACGGCACACCCCAAGCAGAACACCCCUCUGGCGCCGCUUCACAGAUGAUCUCCCUACCUUUCAGCGACACGCCUAUUCAAAACAGGAAUAAAGAGUUUCGAAAAAAGGGGGGAGCGUCUGGAGGGAGGAGGAGUUCACUGGGCAUGAGAGGGAGGAGGGCGAGCUCGUUGAUUGAUAAUGGGCAGAGCGCGUUACCACAUCGGGAGGUUGAUCCGAAGGAUUUCUACAAAUAUAUUUCGGCCGAGGGGUUGAGCGAGCCGAGGAGGAUGAAGCAGUUAUUGAUUUGGUGCGGGGAGAGGGCGCUUAGUGAGAAGCCUAGGGGUGGGAAGGGGAAUAGUGCUGUUUUGGGAGCGAGAGCGAUACAAGACCAGAUCUUGAAGGACUUUUCCUCAGUGUCGGAGUUUUCGGAUUGGUUCUCACGGGAAGAAGCGCCAAAGCCGCCGGUGGUGUUGAAACCGAACCCGAGGAACGAGGAUUAUGACAGGAAGAUUGAGGAGAUGGAGGAGAGGAUAAAAAGAUUAAAAGAAGUCAAAAAAGCCUGGCAGGCCAUCGCGAAACCAUUACCCACACUCGACCCGAUAUACCCCCUCUCAGCCCCCCCACCAGACAACCCUGACGCUCCCCCGCAGCCCGACCCGAGAAAAGCCCCGUUGCCAGACCCCAAUUUGUUGUCGGAGGAAGAAACGAAAAUGUUGACUUUCCUGACCAGUCCGGAGACGAGUUUUGGCAGCUGGAAGAGGCAGGUCAGGUCAAGGCUGCAGAAUGUGCAUCAGGAGCUCGAGUUUGAGGUUGAUGUGCUGGCGGACAGGGUUCACAAGUUUGACAUGAGAGUUGAAACUGCGGGGCGGGAGGCGGAUCAGGUUUUGAGGUUGGGGGCGGAGAGGUUGAGGGAACGGGAGGAGAGGGAGAAGGAAAGGGUGGGGACACGGGGGGUGGGGGUUUGGGAGGUGCUGAGGAGUUUGGGGAGGAUAUUGCCUGAGGGGGGGUAG
This is a messenger RNA of Podospora pseudopauciseta, 1776 nucleotides long. RefSeq lists its product as uncharacterized. Gene Ontology annotation, biological process: mitotic sister chromatid segregation; cell division. The transcript has 3 exons. NCBI's taxonomy places the organism in Eukaryota, Fungi, Ascomycota, Sordariomycetes, Sordariales, Podosporaceae. The record is from RefSeq and is a predicted model, not a curated record. The coding region runs from base 1 to 1776 and encodes 591 amino acids. Gene Ontology annotation, cellular component: MIS12/MIND type complex.